CAUCUUACUGCAAGUUAUUUUGAGUUGAGACAGUUCAAUCUUGCAAUUUAAUCUUUACUAGUCUUAAACAUUGUUUUUGAAACUGGGGGUAUAAUUGAAGAAAUAGAUGAUGAGUGUUGCUGUUUUGUGAAUUAAAGAGUUUGUUUGCAGUCAUGCGCAGUUCUUAAUCACUAGAUCUGGAUUAACCAGGGAUUAAAAAUUAACCAGGACCAUCUCGCUUCCAUUUUACUCCAGAUGUUCAUCUAUUAAACGUUCAGGUUCGCGGGGGAAUGUUUUCGGUUCACUCGAGACAAAAUUGAGGGUGAGAAUCCGAUUCAUGAAGUUCGAAAUGUUUUGGGAAUCGCUUCAAACCAUACAUAACAAAUCCGAAAGCUAUUCGUUCACGUUUACUAGUUAUAUAUAUGUUUUAGUUAUAUCAAAUCCUGUCUUUACUGUGUGAAAUUGUUCUGUUUACUUCCGCGUAUUUGGAUUGACCAGUCACUUUGCUCCUGUGUCCCAAUUGGUGAGUGCCUUUCAAAAGUCGUCUCUGAUAGGAUCGUGGAGCUGUCACUCAACUUAUGGCGCAUUGACUGGUUGCAUGCACGCACGGUCGUGAAGGGAUACAAAGUUCUCUAGCUAGCGCAAAAGAGAAGAGUGGUUUAUAGUUAGUGUAAUACAUUUUGAUUUGUUUUACUUAAACUGUUUGUGAAAGUAACUCUGACUCGAAUCUAAGGUAAAACUAAGAGUAACUUUAAUGGCGAACUGGGGAAAUUACUUUCCAAACGAAGACGAUGUGGAUGAGCAGGAUGAAGAAGAGUCUGGAGGCGAUUACAAAAGCAGCGGCCGUGACAGCUUGGUGUUUUUGGUUGAUGCAUCCAAAGAGAUGUUCAUCAAAGGGGAGAAUGGAGAGCCAUCAAAUUUUGACAUGACUAUGCAGUGUGUGCGCAGUGUGUACACUAGUAAGAUCAUAAGCAGUGACAGAGACCUGGUUGCUUUGGUGUUUUAUGGGACUGAGCAGAGCAAGAACCCCAGAAACUCCUUCAAGCAUGUUUACGUCUACCACGACUUGGAGUCCCCUGGAGCAAAACGUGUACAGGAUAUUGAUAAACUGAAAGGUGAUAAAGGUGGUCAGUUUGCUGAAAAGACCAUGGGCAGUGGGGAAACUUCUCUCGGAGAGGCUCUGUGGUGCUGUUCCAACCUUUACAGUGACAUCAAGUUGCGACUGUCACACAAGCGCCUCAUGAUAUUCACAUGCAGGGAUGAGCCUCAUGGAGGAGACAGUGCAAAAGACAGACAGGCUCGUACAAAGGCUGCUGACCUAAAAGAGACAGGUGUAGCCAUUGACUUGAUGCACCUCUCAAAGCCUGGAGGGUUUGAUGUUUCACUGUUCUUUUGCGAUAUUGUAAGUCCUCCAGAAGAUGAAAGUGAUCUCGGCCUUCAGAUUGAGCCCUGCAGGAAACUGGAGGACCUGCAGAAGAGAGUCAGAGCAAAAGAGUUAAAGAAAAGAGCUCAAUGCAGGUUAACGUUCUCCCUUGGAGAAGGUGUCGAUCUGGCUGUUGGCGUAUACGUGUUGGCCAGGACUGCUAUGAAGCCUUCUGCUGUCAAACUUUACAGAGAUAAUAAUGAACCUGUACGGACUAAAUCCCGUCUCUUCCACACUCAAACUGGUGGCAUUUUAUUACCAAAUGAUACAAAGAGGGCACAGGUUUAUGGGCAGAAGCAGAUUGUGAUGGAAAAGGAUGAGGUGGAUGAGAUAAAGAAGUUUGAUGAUCCAGGAUUGGUACUGAUUGGAUUUAAGCCUAUAGAUCGCCUCAAACUGCACCAUCAUUUACGACCUGCUCUUUUCAUAUACCCUGAGGAGGAGCAGAUAUCAGGAAGCUCCUGUAUGUUUACAGCUCUGCUUUUGAAGUGCUGUGAAAAAAAUGUAUUUGCAUUGUGCAAAUACAUCCCUCGUCGUAACACUCCACCUCGGUUUGUGGCACUAGUGCCCCAGAGAGAAGAACUGGAUCAGAGUCAAACCCAGGCAACACCUCCAGGCUUCCAUGUGAUUUAUCUUCCCUUUGCUGAUGACAUACGCACUGUGGACCCUCACGUUGGUCCCACAGCCUCGGAUGAGCAGGUAGACAAAAUGAAAGAGAUCGUGCACAAGCUCCGCUUUAAAUACAGGAGUGAUGCAUUUGAAAACCCAGUGCUGCAACAGCACUACAGUAAUCUGGAGGCUUUGGCUCUGGAUAUGCUUUCACCUGAACCCAUUGAGGAUUUGACAAAUUCUUUAUGUUUCUUCAGUGCCAAAGGUAAAAAUGAUGGACGAUCGGCUUGGUCCGCUGGUUCAAGAGUUCAAAGAUUUGGUCUAUCCUCCUGAUUAUAACCCAGAAGGGAAACCUGCAGCUAAACGCAAACCUGCUGAAUCUGGUGGUGGUGCUGCUGAAAAGAAGGCCAAAGUUGAGAUUUCC
Danio rerio (zebrafish) is the source of this 2432-nucleotide messenger RNA. NCBI's taxonomy places the organism in Eukaryota, Metazoa, Chordata, Actinopteri, Cypriniformes, Danionidae. The record is from RefSeq and is a predicted model, not a curated record.